AUGGACACACUCUCUAUCCUCUCACCCUCUCCCACCUUCUUCUUCACGCGCCUCCUCUCUCUCAAACCCUCACCUCCUCCCUUUCUUCACCACCUCACCCAAACCCUAGCCUUCUCCUCCCCCAAGCCACCACCGCCACCUCUUCCCCCUAAUCUACUCCGAUUCCGAGUCACUUUCCAGUCCCCUAGCUCCGCCUUCGCCGCGAAAUCUCAGCUCUCCGACGCCGACGACGAUGAGGAGGAAGACGAGUUCGAGGAGGAGGACGACGACGAAGAAGACGUCGCGGCCGACGAGUACGACGACAUUUCCGGCGAAAUCUCCGACGACGGCCUCGAACAAAGCGACGAUGAAAUUGACAUGGAGUCGUCUCCGGCGAUUCGAAGCGAGGAAUUCAGGUGGCAGAGAGUGGAGAAGCUCUGCGAGGACGUCAAGCAGUUCGGCGAGGAAAUGAUCGACGACGGCGCGCUUGCUUCUAUCUACGAUUUCCGAAUCGAUAAGUUUCAGAGAUUAGCUAUACAAGCAUUCUUGAGAGGCUCAUCAGUAGUUGUGUCAGCGCCGACGAGUAGCGGAAAGACUUUGAUAGCGGAAGCUGCUGCUGUAGCUACUGUAGCUAAAGGAAGGAGAUUGUUCUACACAACUCCGCUUAAGGCCUUGUCGAAUCAGAAGUUUCGCGAAUUUCGUGAAACUUUUGGUGAGGACAAUGUUGGCCUUCUCACGGGGGAUUCGGCAAUAAACAAAGAGGCUCAGGUUCUGAUCAUGACCACAGAGAUUUUGCGCAACAUGUUGUAUCAGAGUGUUGGAAUGGCUUCUGCGCGGGACUCACUAUUUCACGUGGAUGUAAUAGUCUUGGAUGAAGUUCAUUAUCUAAGUGACAUAUCUCGCGGUACAGUGUGGGAAGAAAUUGUUAUUUAUUCCCCAAAAGAGGUUCAACUCAUAUGUUUGUCCGCAACAGUUGCUAAUCCAGAUGAAUUGGCUGGUUGGAUUGGUCAGAUUCAUGGUAAAACUGAAUUGGUAACUUCAACAAAGCGUCCAGUACCACUGACUUGGCAUUUCUCGAUGAAGACUUCUUUAUUACCACUUCUUGAUAAAUCUGGAAAACACAUGAAUAGGAGGUUGUCAGUCAAUUAUCUGCAACUCAGUGCUCCUGCACCAAAAUCUAAUAAAGAUGAUGGAUCGAGAAGGAGGAAUUCAAGAAGACGGACUAGUGAGACUAGCUAUGAUGACAGUACUGGUAACAUGUCUAGACGACCACUUUCAAAGAAUGACAUCAACUUAAUAUACCGUUCACAAGUGCCUCAAGUUACUGAUACAUUAUGGCACCUUAAGGCUAGGGAUAUGCUACCAGCAGUAUGGUUUAUUUUUAGCAGGAAAGGUUGUGAUGCCGCCGUUCAGUAUGUUCAAGAUUGCAACCUUUUGGAUGACUGUGAAGCAAGUGAGGUUGAAUUAGCGUUGAAGAGGUUCCGCCUAAAGUAUCCGGAUGCUAUCAGGGAGAGUUCAGUAAAGGGGUUACUGCGAGGGGUUGCUGCCCAUCAUGCGGGCUGUCUACCUUUAUGGAAAUCAUUCAUAGAAGAGCUGUUUCAGCGUGGUCUUGUUAAGGUUGUAUUUGCUACAGAAACACUUGCUGCGGGAAUCAAUAUGCCUGCUAGAACAGCCAUUAUUGCAUCCCUCAGCAAAAGGAGUGACAGUGGACGUACCCUAUUGAGCUCAAAUGAACUACUUCAAAUGGCUGGGCGUGCUGGACGUAGAGGCACGGAUGACAGGGGUCAUGUAGUGCUUAUUCAAAAUCCUUACGAGGGUGCUGAAGCUGGUUGCAAGAUUCUUUUUGCCGGACUUGAACCUUUGGUAUCACAGUUUACUGCUUCAUAUGGAAUGGUGCUAAAUCUUCUUGCCGGUUCAAAAGUUACUCGUAGGUCAAAUGAAUCAGAUGAAACAAAAGCCUCCCAAUCUGGGCGAACUUUGGACGAAGCUAGAAAGCUAGUUGAACAAAGUUUUGGAAACUAUGUUGGGAGCAAUGUUAUGCUUGCUGCAAAAGAGGAGAUUGCUAGAAUCGAGAAAGAAAUAGAGAUGCUGACUUUGGAAAUUAGUGAUGAUGCCAUUGACAGAAAAAGCAGGAAGCUCUUGUCUGGACCAGCAUACAAGGAGAUUGCGAAUCUACAGGAAGAAUUAAGGGCAGAGAAACGCCUAAGGACUGAACUUCGAAAAAGAAUGGAAUCUCAGAAGCUUUCUUCACUACGGCCCUUAUUAGAGGAAUGCGAAAAUGGGCAGUUACCCUUUUUGUGCUUGCAGUAUAAAGAUUCAGAAGGAGUUCAACACUCUAUCCCAGCUGUUUAUUUGGGGAAGGUUGAGUCACUAAGUGGCUCAAAACUUAAGAACAUGGUUUCUGUGGAUGACUCUUUUGCACUAACCCCAGUAGCAGUAGAGUCUGAACCAACUUCAGUUUUUGAACCAUCGUAUUAUGCCGCUCUUGGCUCAGAUAACUCUUGGUACCUAUUUACAGAAAAGUGGAUCAAAACAAUUUAUAAGACAGGCUUUCCAAAUGUUGCCUUAGCUCUAGGAGAUGCUUUGCCUCGGGAAAUAAUGAGCAUGCUUCUUGAUAGAACCGAAAUGAAGUGGGAGAAGCUUGCCGAGUCUGAUCUUGGUGGUUUUUGGGGCAUGGAAGGAUCUCUUGAGACGUGGUCUUGGAGUUUGAAUGUACCUGUCUUGAAUAGUCUUUCUGAACAUGAUGAGCUUUUACACAAGUCACAAGCAUAUAAUCAUGCUGUAGAGCGUUACAAAGAACAAAGAAGUAAAGUUUCACGUCUGAAGAAAAAGAUAUCACGCACACAAGGCUUCAGAGAAUACAAGAAGAUCGUAGACAUGGCCAGCUUUACUGAGGAGAAGAUUAAGCGCUUGAAGGGUAGAGCAAGACGUCUGACUAAUCGAAUAGAGCAGAUUGAACCAUCUGGCUGGAAAGAGUUCUUGCAGAUCAGCAAUGUCAUACACGAAACUCGGGCAUUAGAUAUUAACACUCAUACCAUAUUUCCACUUGGUGAAACUGCAGCUGCCAUCCGAGGAGAGAAUGAACUGUGGCUUGCCAUGGUUCUUCGAAAUAAGAUCUUAUUAAGUUUAAAGCCUACAGAACUUGCUGCCGUGUGCGCAAGUUUAGUAUCUGAAGGGAUCAAAAUUCGACCUUGGAAAAAUAACAGCUACAUAUAUGAACCUUCAAGCACAGUAGUCGACGUGGUGAGCUUCUUGGACGAGCAAAGAAGCAGUUUCUUACAGCUCCAAGAAAAGCAUGGGGUAAAUAUACCAUGCUAUUUGGAUACCCAGUUUGCAGGCAUGGUUGAAGCCUGGGUUUCUGGGUUGACAUGGAGGGAGAUCAUGAUGGAUUGUGCAAUGGACGAGGGCGAUUUAGCCCGCCUUCUGCGGCGAACUAUUGAUCUGCUUGUGCAAAUUCCCAAGUUGCCUGAUAUAGACCCCGUCUUGCAGAGCAAUGCAAAGACGGCGUCGAAUAUCAUGGACCGCCCUCCGAUUAGUGAGUUGGCUGGUUGA
Messenger RNA from Fragaria vesca subsp. vesca, 3531 nucleotides. RefSeq names its product DEAD-box ATP-dependent RNA helicase ISE2, chloroplastic-like. The record is from RefSeq and is a predicted model, not a curated record. Gene Ontology annotation, cellular component: Ski complex. The transcript is spliced from 8 exons. The coding region runs from base 1 to 3531 and encodes 1176 amino acids. Gene Ontology annotation, molecular function: RNA helicase activity; nucleic acid binding; ATP binding. Gene Ontology annotation, biological process: nuclear-transcribed mRNA catabolic process, 3'-5' exonucleolytic nonsense-mediated decay. NCBI's taxonomy places the organism in Eukaryota, Viridiplantae, Streptophyta, Magnoliopsida, Rosales, Rosaceae.